AAUCCUGGGUCAGGUAGAAAUAUCUACCUGACCUACCUGUUCUAGCUAUUUAAAGGUUGAACCAGGACUCUUUGGCCAUCAGUUCACCUUUGAGUUCAGUUCGUACAACACAUUCUGAGAUGAAGUUCGUGGCCAUUCUUUUGCUAAGCAGCCUAACCAUUGCGAUGGUUUUGGCAUUUCCUAGUAACGACGGUGAAAAUGCUGCUGUGCCAAUUGAUAACCAGUAUGUUGUUGCACUGGCCACUCCAUCAGUUCCAGAAUCCGCAGAUACAUCAGAAUCGGAGGACCAGAUCUCUAACAGCAUACGCCGGCCACGUCAUCUCCUGAGCAAACUCUUUCAACCGAAAACCGUCGUGGUUCAGCCAAUAAUUGUGGAGCAGGUGGUUCCCGCACAAUAUCCCGGAUACGCACAGCCCUAUCCUGGGUACUACAACCAGGGAAGACGCUACUAGUAGAACGUAUUUUAAGCAUUUACUUGUAGCAAAUUAAAUAAAACAAUGACGCCUGACCUUAAAGUCAAAGAUUAA
Drosophila suzukii is the source of this 527-nucleotide messenger RNA. RefSeq lists its product as uncharacterized. Lineage: Eukaryota; Metazoa; Arthropoda; Insecta; Diptera; Drosophilidae. The record is from RefSeq and is a predicted model, not a curated record.